Messenger RNA from Myodes glareolus (Bank vole), 4348 nucleotides. RefSeq names its product atypical chemokine receptor 2 (gene Ackr2). Gene Ontology annotation, biological process: calcium-mediated signaling; G protein-coupled receptor signaling pathway; cell chemotaxis. Gene Ontology annotation, molecular function: C-C chemokine binding; C-C chemokine receptor activity. The record is from RefSeq and is a predicted model, not a curated record. NCBI's taxonomy places the organism in Eukaryota, Metazoa, Chordata, Mammalia, Rodentia, Cricetidae. Gene Ontology annotation, cellular component: membrane; external side of plasma membrane.
AUAACCUUGCUGGCUGGGAUGCAGAGAAAAGAGGCUCACAAGCCGUUGGUGGGAUGUAAAUGAGGGCAGUCACCACGCAUUCUGAGCUUGGCCUGAUGGCCCAGGAAAAAUGCCCCACCGCCAUGGCAUUUAGCAUGCAGAUUCUCAAAAUAACUGUACAUCGAACCACCAGAUGUGUGUAUGUGUGGGAAACGCAGGCCUCACAGAGUUGAGAGAUGAGCAAUCGCUGAAGGUGUGGAAGAGGCAGAUGGAUGGGGUGAGGAUGUUGUCAGCAGCGGAAGAGGUGCUGGGGAGCCUCUGCAUGGUACACUGACUGCAGAGAAUCAUGUGUGCUGUGGGUAUUUUUAAACCUCGAAGGCAGAUUCUCAUUAGAGAAGCAGAGACUCACCGCGUCCCACAACUCUGCAAGAAAGGAGCCAGGGCAACAAGGAGAAAGAAUUCUGAGAAGAGAGGGAAGCCAGAAGAGCAGGGGAACUGGAAAGGGAGCGGAAAAGAGGAGACACCAAUUUGGAACUAAUACCAGCGCUCUGGCUGGGCUCAGAGACCAGACACUGCAAGCAGGAGAACUUCAGCCAUGCCCACCAAAGCGUCCCCCCUGCUGCUCACCACCACCGGCUCCGAGAACAGCAGCUCCAUCUACGACUAUGAUUACCUGGACGAUGUGACCGUCUUGGUCUGCAGGAAGGAUGAGGUCCUGUCCUUUGGGAGAGUCUUUCUGCCGGUCAUCUACAGCCUAAUCUUUGUGCUGGGCUUGGCUGGGAACCUCCUCCUCCUGGUGGUACUUCUCCGCUACACACCGCGAAGACGGAUGAUCGAGCUCUACCUGCUGAACAUGGCCAUCUCCAACCUCUUGUUUGUAGUGACGAUGCCCUUCUGGGCCAUCUCUGUGGUCUGGCAUUGGGUUUUUGGCAGUUUCAUGUGCAAGGUGGUGAGUGUUCUCUACACAAUUAACUUUUAUAGCGGCAUCUUCUUUAUCACGUGCGUGAGCCUGAACAAAUACCUGGAGAUCGUUCAUGCUCAGCCCCUCCACAGACCGCAGACCCGGUUCAGGAACCUGCUCCUCAUUGCCGCAGUGUGGACCAUGGCCCUGGCCAUCUCUGUCCCGGAAAUGGUCUUUGUCAAGGUCCACCAGACCGCAGAUGGCGUGUGGCACUGUUAUGCAGAUUUUGGCGGACAUGCGACUGUUUGGAAGCUCUACCUGCGCUUCCAGCAGAACCUCCUGGGAUUUCUCCUUCCACUCUUGGCCAUGGUCUUUUUCUACUCCCGCAUCGGUUGUGUUUUGGUUAGGCUGAGGCCGCCAGGCCAGGGCCGGGCUCUGAGGAUGGCCGCAGCCCUGGUGGUAGCUUUCUUCCUGCUCUGGUUCCCGUACAACCUCACUGUGUUUCUGCACUCGCUCUUGGACCUGCACGUCUUUGGGAACUGCCAGGUCAGCCACUCUCUGGACUACACGAUGCAGGUGACGGAGAGCCUGGCCUUCUUCCACUGCUGUUUCACGCCCAUCCUCUAUGCCUUCUCCAGCCGCCGCUUUCGCCAGUAUCUGAAAGCUUUCCUGGCUGCCGUGCUGAGAUGGCACCGGGACCCUGGCCCUGCCCAGGCCCUGCCAUAUAGCCAUUCGGAGAGCAGCAGGGUUACUGCCCAAGAAGAUGUGGUCAGCAUGAAUGACCUGGGAGAGAGGCAGGUUGAUGACUCCCUUAACAAGGGGCAUGUGGGGACUGAUUAGGCCUGAGUGGCCCUGCCAUUCUGGAAAGAACACCGCUCCCUUUCAGGGCCCGCAUGUCCGCACUGCUUGGCCCAGCGGCUCUCAACCACCAGCGGUCCUUGCUCAUGGCUGCCCCUUCCUCUGUCUCCCAGGACCCCAUGCUGUCUGCUGAUUCACUGCAAUGGUCUCCAUGAUCUUUGCUUCCAUCACGUGUCCUUCUGUGGCUCUCUGGGCGCCCAGCAGCCAGUGAGGUCAUUCUACUCGGGCUUUGAGGGCUUUGUGACCAGCCUAUGACCUCACCUCUGCCACACUCCCCCCACCCCCCAGUUUCUGGGUGCAGGGCUCCCUGGUCUGCACUGUGUUUCCGGAGCAUUCCAGGCUCACCCCAGUAGGGAGAGUUCAGCUGUGCCACCUGCCUGGACAGUCUUCCCCUUGGGGAGCGUUUGGCUCCUUCCUUUGCUUCUUGGGGUCAUGGUUCAGAUCUCACCGUGUUGGUGAGGGACCCCAUGCUCACCCUACUUCAUGCCCUGUCUGCAUCCCCGAUGCUCUAGACUGUGUGCAUCUACCCUGACCUCUUACUCAGUCCACAGAUUUCUCCUGUUUGUGGCGUCCACUCGUUACUGCCUUAAGCCCAUCCACCCCCCUAGAGCUGCGGAGAAAGGCUCCUUAAUGCAUGGCUCACAGCUACACUCAAACCAAGCCACGUAAGAAAGUGUCUGUGGAGUGUGAGUGACAAGUUCUUUCUCUGUGGCAUUUUUGGGAAGAGCCACAGGCGCUCUCUCCACCAGGGCCCUUUUCUGUGUAACUCAGAGAAAUCUAUACCUUCCUGGCCUUGACAGUAGCUCCAGAGCUGUCGUCUGAAGGCACCGGAGGUGCUUCAGUCGGAGAACAGCACAGCAGGCAUACAUCUGGCAGGAGGAGGGCAGGAACCGUCCCAGAUUGGGACUGAUCUUGGGACAUUCAGUCUUUCGGGGUCUGUCAGUCAAGUUCAAGGCUUUCUCUGAACUUUCCGAAACACAUGCUGGGGAGAAGGCAGCCCCUCAACACAUCCUGCAGGGAAAACUGGGUAUGCACGUGUGGGAGAUUAAAGCAAGAUCCUAUCUCUCAUCCGGUACAAGAGCAGCUAAAAAUGGAUCAAAGACUUUAAUGGUAGACCAGAAGCUUUGACCUGAGGGAAGAGCACAGGGGAACAACCAAGACAUUGUUAGAGGCAGGGACUUUCUGAGCAGAGUUCCAGUACCCCAGGAAACACAAGCAGGAACUGAGAAGCAGGAUUGCAUGAAGCUGCAUGGCGUUAGUCUCCAAGGCACAGGGCAAUGGUUGGGAUUAAAAGAGCCCCAUCUGUCUCUUUAAUCCCCCAAGGCACAGGGGCAAUGGUCAGGAUAAAAAGGCGGCUCCAUCCUGUCUCUUUAACCCAGCUCACUUUUACCUAACAGGGCCAAUAUCCAGACUGCACAGGGGACUUAAAAAUUGACAACGUCAAAUAAUAUAAUUAAAAAACAUAUGGGUGAGUGGUCUGAACAGGCAUUUCUCAAAAGCAAAGACACAUGAAAGCCGCUCUGCACCCUUAUCCGUCACGGAAACGCAAAUCAGAUGAUGCUGCAGGUCUACCUCACCCAGGACAGACAGUGUUCCCAGAGAAGUUACAAGAACAGCAUAACCAUGGACUCUGGUGGGACACAGGGGAGAGGGACCCUUAGUGGCUGCCACUGGGUAAACUGGUACCAUCCGUGGGCAGGAAUUUGUUGGUUAAAAAACUGAAACUGCUAAUGAUUCAUCAAUAAAACCCCUGAGUGUCCCUGAAGGAAGUGAAGUCGGCGAACUCCGGAAACAACCGUGCACCAUAUUUAUCAUGCUGUUUCCAAAAAUAGCCAGGAUGGGAAUCAUGGUAGCCACCCAGAAGCUAAUAAACAGAUAUGGAAAACACACCAUAAACACACUGUAGGGUAUUUUACCCAGCCUUGAAGAAGACGAAGAGGAGAAGUCGGAAAAUGGUAGUGUUCUGGUUCUGGUUGAGUGAAGUGACGUAAGCCAGUCUUAGAGGAGUAUCACUUAUUUCCUCUACUUCGUGGAAACUAAGACGAGAGAGUAGGAAGUAGGUGUAGGGAGAGCAGAGCAAGGAAGGCAUGCAUGACAUACACAUGUAUGGAGAGGUCACAGAGAACCCUGUCAGUCUACACAGGAUGAGUCCAUAACUACAGCAACAAUAAGCUUUGCUUGGCAUGAAGGCGAGGACUGUGUGUGCAUGCACACACACGUGUGUGUGUGUGUGUGCAUGCGCACGAGUGGGUGUGUGCACGUGUGCGCACGAUGAAUAUAUAUGUGCCAGUAUGUAGAAAUAAGAGGACCAACUCAGAUGCCAUCCACCUUUGUUUUUUGAGACAAGGUCUCUCCCUGGUCUCCCCCUUCCCCAAGGCUGCACUGGUCUAUGCUCCAAGCCUGGCUUUUUGGCACAGGCUCUGGGAUUGGACUCAGGUUCUGGUCCCUGUGUGGCAGGUGCUUCCUCGACUGUUGCUCUUCAUCCAAGGCCAGCGCUUCUCAGCAGCAUCCAGGCACCUUCACCCUCCAGCUCCUCCGUUUCCUGAACACCCGCCGCUCCAUGCGGCUCUCUGCCCUGCUCCCUCUUGUAAUAAAGUUUGCUUCUGGUCA